Protomyces lactucae-debilis is the source of this 1210-nucleotide messenger RNA. RefSeq lists its product as uncharacterized. The annotation marks the transcript as partial. Lineage: Eukaryota; Fungi; Ascomycota; Taphrinomycetes; Taphrinales; Protomycetaceae. The record is from RefSeq and is a predicted model, not a curated record. The transcript has a single exon.
CAUGCACGCUGAUGCAAGUAUUAGGCAUGCACCUGGAAUCCACCUACAAGACAAUGCAGGCUGGGCCAGACUCAAUCUUCCGCUGGCGGCUGCUAUACUACCUCAUCAGCGUCUCUGAACGUGCAUGCUCCAUACAUCGCACACUACCCGUCACGCUCGACCACUCCAUUGUCUUUCCACUCAUGGACAAUAGCGACCCUGAGCAACGCGGUUUUGUCAUUCUCAGCGACCUGUUUACACCCUUUGACAGAGUCUUUUCGACAUAUCGCGAUUCAGGCUUUCUACCCUUUGCAGACCCAGAUGCCUAUGUCCUCAACUUGCAUCGUCUCGUUACGCAAGCGUGUCCUGAUUAUACAUACUUCAUCGACUUUCCAGGUCCAAAGCCAUUUCCAAAAGCAAUCAUUGCAGAUUUGCUCGUCAACAAGCAAUGGCUCCUCAUCAAAAUCUAUCAUCUCGCCAUCUCUCAAUCACUCCUCACCUAUCUGCCGCCCGAAGCAGACCUGGGCCUCCUCUACCCAAUUAAAGUGGCGCGCGAGUUGCUCGACAUUAUUGAACUCCUUGGUGGCGAUAGUUUCGAGAUUCAUGGUGGCAGUAUGUUGGAGAAGUUUUACGAUAUCGCUUCCAUGCUUGCGGAUCUCGUACAGAUUGUCCCGAUUCCACCAAACUCGCCAGGCGCUGAAAUGGCUCAACCGCUGGCUACACCUGGACUCGGUGGAGCUAGUCGACAGGAGAGUCUUGGUGAUCGUGGUCAGACGUCCGUCACGUCACAGCCACGCACGGCGCAAGGGUUUGGUCCAAAUGACCUCUUAUCUGCACUUGUGAAGCUCGUCUCACAACUACGCAAGGAGCAUAACCCGUACUUACCCAUGUUGAUGGCAAAAGUCCAUCAGUGCUUGCAAGUUGGAGCCACAAAGCCAGAGCAAGUUCACAGACAGCCGCUGUAUGAGGCCAUUGGCUUUGAAUUUGACGACUUGUUUCUGAGGUUUAAUUCGGGAGACAACACGGACGCGUUGAUGUAAUCAGUGUAGAUGCUAAAUGAAUGAUUUCGUGGUCAGUGAAUGACUGUGAAGGCGUGAUUCAACUUCAAAAUUUCAUAUGUCGACGAACACACCACGACAACUUGCUAUACUGAUGAACUCUUCUGAGAUCCGCUCAUUGCUUUUAUUGUAGGCUAUCGAUCCUAUAUUGCUCUCAAAGAAGAUGCUCAACG